GAGAGACUCCAGUAUCACAUAGUCAACUGAGAGACUCCAGUAUCAUAUAGUCAACUGAGAGACUCCAGUAUCAUAUAGUCAACUGAGAGACUAGUAUCAUAUAGUCAACUGAGAGACUCCAGUAUCAUAUAGUCAAGUGAGAGACUCCAGUAUCAUAUAGUCAACUGAGAGACUCUAGUAGUGAACUGUGAGGGUUAAGACAGGAGCAAUAUGGGUGUGUGGGGGCAGUUAACGAUGGUUACACAUGGUCACAGGACUGCAAGUUGGUGCGGUCCUGUAUAUUGAUGCAUUGACAACUGUAUGUGCGGACACUGGCACUAGCGAGGCGCCCCGGGGGUGGCACUCUGGCACACACACACACACACGGCAUUAACCAGGCACUGUGUAGGACCUGCAGCGGCGCCUGUCUGCCUGUCACCGCCUCAAGCUGACAUAUUGUGAUGAGAUCUGUGACGUGACGGCGUCACUCUCAAGGUUAUGUGACGACUUGCCUGCUGUCCAGGCCCUCACUACGUCGUCACCUGACCGUCACCUGACCGUCACCUGACCGUCACCUAAGUCACCUGACCGUUACGAUGUUUUUCGGUAUUGUGUUUCUGAUCACUUUCUUGUCUGUGGUCAUUUGGUAUUUUGUCUAAACUAGUAAAACGCGAAAAUAAGUUUCAGGCGAAAUCCUAAAAAUGCUAAAGACAUUGGCUGGAGGAUAUUGACACUUGACCAAAGAUAUAAAGAGCGACGUGGCGAUGGGUGCCAGUGAAGAUUAGCUAACCUCGGUGCAGACGGCGUCCUACAAGAGACCGCUGGAUCACGCUCGAGACACCCUCAAACCCUCGACCUGAGAGGCUGUGCAUUGUGUCUUAAUUGUGUCCACCAUGACGCGACGACUGAGGGAGCAGCGGGCCAGGGUCGCUGGACACCUGCUGGUGGUGGUGGUGGCCCUUGUGCUGAGGGCAGCGUCCUGUGAGCCCCUGGUGGCCAGGUGUCCACCUGCGGGCGCCCUCGACCAUGCUCACCCGCACUGUGAGUGUAACUUGAAGAUUCAACGUUCUGGGAACACCGUUAAUAUCAAGUGUGACUUCGACAACAUGGAGAACGUGGUGUUGAACAAGGAGCUCUUCUCGUUCCGCAACUUCAGCCUGACCAGCGCUUACGUGAGGAUGGUCAACGCCUCCAGCCUCCUGGUGACGGGGGAGUUCCUGCAGGAGUGGCUGCAGGCGCCCUCUGCCGCCCUCGAUAUCUGGCACGGUGGGAACCUCACCCUGGAGUCCAUGCCCCAGCUCGAUAACCACGAGAAACUCGCCGCCUACAGGACGUUUGUGGGUAUAGGCAUUGUAAGCUGUAACAUCUCUGAGGUUCCGGAAAAGCUUCUCCGAGACAGGACCAGAGGUGGGUUCAGGAUCAAGUCGAGUCGCGUUGGUAUCUUCCGGAAGGGCGCCCUCCACAACAUCAAGCAGAUGAGGUACCUGGUACUGGACGAUACGGUAGUGGAUGUGGUGGAAGGGUCGGUGGCAUCAGAAGGGUUCGUGACCCUGAGUACCAGGACCGUCCACAGUUGGUCAGGUCUCCUGCUCUCUAACGUUACCAUCGCCAGUGUGGGACCUGACGCCUUCAACCUUACUCAUCAGUCAGACAUGGAAGUGGCUUUGCUGGUCAACAGCCAAUUGGGCACUGUGGGCACCGGGGCACUCACCGCCGCGGGGGACAUCACAGUCACCAUCACCGGAAACUACUUCCAGAAACUCCAGAAGCAAGCUUUUAAGGUGGACGUGACGGGCGACGUCAUCUUCGACGAGAACGUCAUCGAGGCGUGGGAGCGUGACGCCCUCGAGGGGCUGGUGUGCCACAACCGCACCUCCCUCGAGAGGAACGUCAUCCAUGUUGCCACUCCUCAGGACCUGGCACUCAACGACACCUCCACCCCCUUCCACACCUCCUGUGGCAACCCACAGAUCUUCCUGGUGAUUAACAUACAGCAUCCCCUGGAGCUGCGAGUGACGACCAGUGCCACCUGGGUGCUGGUGGCACUGCUGGCCCUCCUGGUGCUGGCCAGCGUCGCCCUCUACACCUACAGGGCCCAAGAUGGUCUCACCCGCUACUAUGGACUGGGAAGGUUCCCUAUCCUGCUUAACGGCAGGAAGGCUUCCCAGGAGAACCUUCCUAGCAAUGCUGAGAUCAACGAGCCUGCUGAGGAUGCUGAGGCUGCUGAGGGCAUGGCCAAUCCCAUGUAUAGUGAGGCUGCUGCCUCCCCCAGCACCGAUCCCAGCUAACAGACACCGCCUAGCUAUACUAUCUUUCCAUCACAGACUUCUAAUCACAAAGAAAGUAUUCUAAAUCAAAAUAUACUAACGUGUACAUAGACAAGAUCUAAGACAAUUGUAAACCCAAGUAACAGUAGAGUUUACUUUUGAACCUCAGACACUAUGCCAAAAGCUCUCCGGACUUUGUUAAAUUUACGGACACAUUUUUGUUUUUCUAAGUAAAAUUAACAUUCAAUUUAUAAUUGGUCACAGUUUUCUCUAUUGGGGUCUUAAAUGAUGUUGAAACCGGAUGCCUAAAUAGUAAUAAUAUGUAAAUUAGCUAAACUAGGAAGCCUAACCAUUCUAGGAACCUAACUAGGAAGCCUAACCAUUCUAGGAACCUAACUAGGAAGCCUAACCAUUCUAGGAACCUAACUAGGAAGCCUAACCAUUCUAGGAACCUAACUAGGAAGCCUAACCAUUCUAGGAACCUAACUAGGAAGCCUAACCAUUCUUGGAACCUAACUAGGAAGCCUAACCAUUCUUGGAACCUAACUAGGAAGCCUAACCAUUCUUGGAACCUAACUAGGAAGCCUAACCAUUCUAGGAACCUAACUAGGAAGCCUAACCAUUCUAGGAACCUAACUAGGAAGCCUAACCAUUCUUGGAACCUAACUAGGAAGCCUAACCAUUCUUGGAACCUAACUAGGAAGCCUAACCAUUCUUGGAACCUAACUAGGAAGCCUAACCAUUCUUGGAACCUAACUAGGAAGCCUAACCAUUCUAGGAACCUAACUAGGAAGCCUAACCAUUCUAGGAAACCAACUAGGAAGCCUAACCAUUCUAGGAACCCAACUAGGAGGCCUAACCAUUCAUAUGGAACAAUGAGCAGAAAUAUUAGCCUCGUUUAGCAAACCCGUAAGAUGUCAAUAUUUGUAAAAAGUUGUUCCAUCAGUCUACAAAAUGUUUUCUCAGCAUUACGCUCAACAACGUUAUUUCUCACCAAGGAAUCAUUAUACAAAACGAAAAAAAAUUGAAAAUUAAAAAUUGUCUCGUUGCCAUUGGUUGCCUGACAACAAGACUCUUGCGCGCGCCACAUUUAUAUACAAGUUCCCUGUGCCUCAUCAGUUUGAAAUCAAUUAUUGUAUAUUGUAAAGAUGUAUGCUGCAUGUAUUUGCAUGUAAAUAAAAUCCCCCUGGGAACACAGUACAAUAUUCA
This is a messenger RNA of Procambarus clarkii (red swamp crayfish), 3455 nucleotides long. RefSeq lists its product as uncharacterized. The record is from RefSeq and is a predicted model, not a curated record. Lineage: Eukaryota; Metazoa; Arthropoda; Malacostraca; Decapoda; Cambaridae.